Molecule: messenger RNA, 2202 nt
Organism: Ziziphus jujuba (common jujube)
Lineage: Eukaryota; Viridiplantae; Streptophyta; Magnoliopsida; Rosales; Rhamnaceae
Product: receptor-like protein 53
Exons: 3
Coding region: 1-2202 (733 amino acids)
Molecular function (GO): protein binding
Source: RefSeq, a predicted model, not a curated record
AUGAAACGUUGGAAUUCUGCCAUUGAUUGCUGUUCUUGGGAUGGUGUCUUAUGCAACACGGAAACUGGUCACAUAUUAAGCCUAGACCUCAGCAAUAGUUGGAUUUAUGGUCCUCUGCUUUCUAACAGCAGCCUUUUCAACUUGCACUGUCUUCGAAAGCUCAACCUUGCCUUCAACAACUUCAGUCCAUCUCCGAUUCCAUCUGAGUUUCACCGGCUUUCAAGAAACAGUGGUCUUACUGGUUCUCUUCCAGAAUUCCACUCUGGUAGUACGCUCAAGUUUUUGGAUCUUUCCAAGACCACUUUCUCAGGAAAACUGCCAGUUUCAAUUGGCAAACUAAAAUUCUUGAAUUUUAUGGAUCUUGAAAAGUGCAACUUUCGGGGGGUUGUUCCAUAUUCUCUUUGGAACCUUUCUGAACUCUCAUAUCUUGGCCUCUCAUCAAACCAUUUCUAUGGCCAACUUCCAUAUAGGGUAGGGAACCUUGCAAAGCUCACUACAAUUGAUCUUUCUGGUAAUCAAUUUAGUGGUGAAUUGCCUUCUUCACUUGGAAACCUUACACAGUUGAAAUAUUUGUUUCUUGAUGACAAUAAUUUCAGUGGCCAAAUUCCGUCUUCAUUUGGAAAUCUCUCACAAUUAGAAAUGUUGAUACUUUCAACAAAUCUGUUUGAUGGAAAAUUCCCAAGCUCACUCCCACAUCAGAUCAAAUCUAUCAAUCUUCAGAACAAUAAUUUGACAGGUUCAAUUCCAUCCACUAUUCAAAACCUCACAUUUCUUGAAUGUAUUGAUCUGUCAUAUAAUUCUUUCACUGGUGUCAUUCCUCGGUCUUUGUUUAAAUUACCUUCUCUGACAUACUUAUCUUUGAAAAACAAUCAGCUUUCUGGAUCUCUUAAUAUCCAAAACAUUUCUGAUCAUUCAUCCAAGUUGGAAAACCUGUUUUUAAGUAAAAACAAUUUAACUGGACACAUCCCAAGUUCCAUAUCCAAACUCAAAAUGCUCAGAGAAAUGUGCCUUGAUUCAAAUGACUUAAGUGGCAGUCUUGAUUUUGGCACAAUCUUUUCGGGGUUGAGUUUGCUUCAUGAUCUUUUGCUUUCGAAUAAUAGAGGCCUAUUUGUAACAAAUAAUAACUCCCCCUUAGUUCUUCCAUGGAAGAAACUGUAUUUACUCGACCUGCAUUCCAACAUGUUGGGCGGACCAGUUGUUGUUCCACCAAUGUCGACCAGGUACUUUUCUGUAUCAGAAAAUAGCUUGGUUGGAAGAAUUGAUCCAUUGUUCUGUAAAUUGGCGGAUCUUCAAUAUCUUGAUUUGUCAAGUAACAAUUUGAGUGGUACCAUUCCUCAAUGUUUGGGUAACUUCAAUAGCUCUUUGUUGGUUCUAAAUCUAAGAAUAAACCACUUUCAUGGUGAAAUGCCUGAGACUUGUGGAGAUAGAAGAAAAUUGAAGACACUGGACUUGAGCUGCAACCAACUAUAUGGGAAGAUGCCAAACUCACUCAUUAAAUGUGAAGAGCUACAGAUUCUAAAUCUUAGCCAGCUGGAUGACACAUUUCCUUUUUGGCUACAGAAUUUGUUAAAUCCUCAGGUUCUCAUCUUAGCUCAUAACAAAUUUCACUGUCCUUGUCCACAUAACUUUUCUGGCUUUCUGAAAUUAAGUAUCAUUGACCUCUCGUUCCAUGAUUUUAGUGGAAGUUUAUCAUCAGAAUAUUUUACAAAUUGGACUUCAAUGAGCAAAAUCUCUCAGAGAAAUUCGUCAGGAGUGACGUACAUUGGUGAUGAUGAGUCUUACCAGUACUCAGUGACUGAGGUAAAUAAGGGCCUAGAAAUGCUUUUUGUCAAAAUUUUCGCCAUGUUUGUGUCCAUUGAUUUCUCGAACAACAGAUUUCAUGGAGAAAUCCCAGAGACAAUAGGGGAUCUACAAUAUCUAAUCGUGCUCAAUUUGUCAAGUAAUGAUUUUUCAAGACAUAUUCCUUCAUCUCUACGGAAUCUGGUUGAGCUUGAAUCGUUAGAUCUCUCUAACAAUAAGCUUUCUGGUAAAAUCCCUCCACAGUUAACUAGUCUCACAUUUCUUGAAUACUUGAAUGUCUCCAAAAAUCGACUCACAGGUCCAAUACCACAGGCUGGACAGAUUGGGAUAUUUCCAAAUUCUUCAUUCGAGGGAAAUGCGGGAUUAUGUGGUCUUCCAUUGUCAAAAACGUGUGGGACUUAG